AUCGGAUUUGUUGUUCACGAAAUCGGCCACGCUCUUGGAUUCUAUCAUACGCAUCAAAGAUAUGACCGUCAUAAAUACGUUCAAUAUUAUAAACACAAUUUAAACAGGACUCUCCGUAGCCAGUACAAAAAGGUGAACAAGACUGUCAGUAACAACCACGGAGUAGCAUAUGAUCCUGGUAGUGUAAUGCACUACAGAGCGUACGGUGGUAGCAUCAACAAGAACCAUACCUUGGCUCCUCAUGAUCCUUUGUACAAAGAGACCUUAGGGUCUCACAGGCUUUCGUUCUACGACGUGAAGCUAAUGAACAAGUACUACGCAUGCGAUAGUAGAAAUGGCGGAUAUCCUCAUCCUCGUAACUGCUCUGAAUGCCUUUGCCCUAGGGGGUACGGUGGACAGACCUGCGAGGAGAAGCCAGAAAGAUGCGGUGCACGACUGCAGGCGAAUAACACAUGGCAACUUCUCAAUGAUACUCUCGAUGGUAGGAUUGCCAGCCAGGAGCUAGACGGUUAUGAGGAAUGUGUCUAUUGGAUUAAGGUAUGCACAAGAGGUGAAGUUGUAGAAGUGCAAAUUGUGGAGCUACCCGAGAAUGCCACUGUUGGUGGAUGUGUAUAUGCUGGUGUUGAAAUUAAGGCACAAGUGGAUCAAGCCCUAACUGGUUACAGGUUCUGCUCAGAAGGUGCUAUCAACAUUAACAUCACUUCACAGGUUGAAACUGUUCCUGUGAUAACCUACAACGGCCGAAACCGCACUGCUACCACACGACUCAGGUACCGAUCCGUCCCAAAUGUAACUGUAACCUCCGAAAGCGACACCACGGCAUCACAAAGUUGA
Molecule: messenger RNA, 834 nt
Organism: Cooperia oncophora
Lineage: Eukaryota; Metazoa; Nematoda; Chromadorea; Rhabditida; Trichostrongylidae
Source: the annotation of a GenBank genome assembly